CAUUAAAAUAUUAUCAAGGGUAUAAGCAAAACUUCCUCCUUUGGAACCUUAAUUUUGAGGGCUGUGUUCCCAGGGGAACCUCUGGCUUCCUACCUGUAAUCAGGUCCCCAGGUCUCUGAAGCCAGAAUAAAACUGCUCAGUGCCCCGGCCCCACCUGGCACCAGUCACAGGCAAGAACACAGUCUCCCUCCUGCCAGCUGGGAUCAGAGCCUCGGGGCAGAGCCUCCCACAGCUCUCAGGUUCUGCAGCUCAGGGAGAAUUCUAAGGCCACCCCAGCCCUGGUCCUCCAGACAGGACAGAGACCAGAUGGAUCUGCUAUCAGUCCCUUCUUCUGUGUGGGCGGUACAACCAGUUAGUUCUCUGAACAACUGAGAAGGGUCAGACCCAAAGGAACAUCAGGCUGAAGGAGCGUGAGUGACUGGAUCUGGAAUGACCUUUCUCUGUCGUCAACCUCGGGUAGGAAAGGCUUGGAGAAAGGUCCCCCCACCUUUGCACUCUGUCUCACUUGACUGUGAGGUGACACCCCAGGCACAGCUGGGCUGCCUCAGCCUGUGAGGGGGCUUUCUCCAGAGACUGGGCCCAUUCUGGGUGACCUUGAGCAGAAAGCAGAGUCAGAAGGACACAGUAAAUGGACCAGAGUGAAGAUCUGGGAGACUCUUGAGCUCCUCCUUGGGCAGCAUCUGCUCCCACUGCACAGACCCAGAGGCUACUCCAGGGUGUGGUGAGAGCAGGCCCAGGGCUUCCAGAAACCCUCUCUGCUGACGUCCACUGCCUGCCUGUUUGGGUCUAAUUCUCAAGAAUAGGGAGGGGACAGGGGCAGCCUUCUCUCUCUCUGUCUCCCUCUCUCUCUCUCUCUCUUUCCCUCUCUGUCUCUCUCUCUCUCAGUGACCCUUUUCCUUUGUUCCCACAGAGUGCCCUAAAUGAGAAUGGUAGGUGAGAACUCCUCUGUGGCAGAGUUUAUCCUCGCAGGCUUAACGGACCAGCCGGGACUCCAGCUGCCCCUCUUCUUCCUGUUUCUGGGCUUCUACAUGGUCACUGUGCUGGGGAACCUGGGCUUGAUAACACUGAUUGGGCUGAACUCUCACCUGCACACCCCCAUGUACUUUUUUCUCUUCAACUUGUCCUUCAUAGAUUUCUUCUAUUCCACUGUUAUCACCCCCAAGAUGCUGUUGGGUUUUGUCUCUAAGAAGAACACCAUCUCCUACACAGGUUGUAUGACUCAGCUCUUCUUCUUUGUUUUUUUUGUUGUCUCUGAGUGCUUUAUCCUGUCAGCAAUGGCAUAUGACCGCUAUGUGGCCAUCUGUCACCCACUGGUAUACACAGCCACCAUGUCUCCCCUGGUCUGCUUGUGUCUCCUCUUGGGUGUCUAUGGAAUGGGGUUUUUUGGGGCUGUGGUCCACACAGUGUGCAUGGUCAGACUGACCUUCUGUGACAACCACCUGGUUGACCACUACAUGUGUGAGAUCCUGCCCCUUCUUGAGCUCUCUUGCACUAGCACACAUGUGAAUGUGCUGGUGGUUUUCGUGGUUGUGGGCAUCAAUGUUGGUGUGCCCGCUGUUACCAUCUUCAUUUCUUAUGCCCUCAUCCUCUCCAGCAUUCUCCACAUUCGUUCCACUGAGGGUAGGUUCAAAGCCUUCAGCACCUGUGGCUCCCACAUUACUGCGGUUUCUCUUUUCUUUGGAUCAGGAGCAUUCAUGUAUCUCAAGCCAUCUUCUCUUCUACCCAUGAGCCAGGAGAAAGUGUCCUCCUUGUUCUACACCACUGUGGUGCCCAUGCUGAACCCGUUAAUCUACAGCCUGAGGAACAGGGAUGUCCAAGCUGCUCUGCAGAGAACCUUGAGCAGAAUGUGGUUCUAUUGGAGGAAGGGGAAAUCUUAG
Messenger RNA from Phyllostomus discolor (pale spear-nosed bat), 1877 nucleotides. Its product is annotated as olfactory receptor 145-like. The record is from RefSeq and is a predicted model, not a curated record. Gene Ontology annotation, cellular component: membrane. Gene Ontology annotation, biological process: sensory perception of smell; G protein-coupled receptor signaling pathway. The coding region runs from base 921 to 1877 and encodes 318 amino acids. Gene Ontology annotation, molecular function: odorant binding; G protein-coupled receptor activity; olfactory receptor activity. The transcript has a single exon. NCBI's taxonomy places the organism in Eukaryota, Metazoa, Chordata, Mammalia, Chiroptera, Phyllostomidae.